GCUCGGCGUCCAGCGGUCGCCGCUGCGUUUGCGCGAGGGAAGCUGGUUCGCCGCUGCGGCCGCCUGGAAUUGUGGGGGUUGUGUCUGCUCCUCGGCUGCCUUGAGGGAAGCCGAAGGUCCCUAACUAUGGCUCCUCAGAGCCCAACUUCAUCUAGAAUGGCUUCUCUAAGAAUAGUGCAUGGGCUGCUGAUGGUCUCCUGCUUCACCUUCUGCCUCAGUCAUCAGAACCCGAAGGAGUUUGCACUGAUCAACCCAGAGAAGAGCAGCACCAAAGAAACAGAGAGAAAGGAAACCAAAGCAGAGGAAGAGCUGGACACUGAAGUCCUGGAGGUGUUUCACCCAACCCAUGAGUGGCAGGCUCUUCGACCAGGUCAGGCCGUCCCUGCAGGAUCCCAUGUGCGACUGAAUCUUCAGACCGGGGCGAGAGAAGUGAAACUUCAAUAUGAGGACAAGUUCCGAAAUAGUUUGAAAGGAUCAAAAAAAGGCAAAAGGCUGGACAUCAAUACAAACACCUACACAUCUCAAGACCUCAAGAGUGCACUGGCAAAGUUCAAGGAGGGAGCAGAGAUGGAGAAUUCAAAGGAAGACAAGGCAAGGCAAGCUGAAGUGACACGGCUCUUCCGCCCCAUUGAGGAACUGAAGAAGGACUUUGAUGAGUUGAAUGUUGUCAUUGAGACUGACAUGCAGAUCAUGGCACGGUUGAUCAAUAAAUUCAAUAGUUCCAGCUCCAGCCUGGAAGAGAAGAUUGCUGCGCUCUUUGAUCUUGAAUAUUAUGUCCAUCAGAUGGAUAAUGCUCAGGAUCUGCUUUCCUUCGGUGGCCUUCAGGUGGUGAUCAAUGGACUGAACAGCACAGAGCCCUUGGUAAAGGAGUAUGCUGCAUUUGUGCUGGGGGCUGCCUUUUCCAG
Messenger RNA from Tupaia belangeri chinensis (Chinese tree shrew), 905 nucleotides. Its product is annotated as nucleotide exchange factor SIL1. Gene Ontology annotation, molecular function: adenyl-nucleotide exchange factor activity. Lineage: Eukaryota; Metazoa; Chordata; Mammalia; Scandentia; Tupaiidae. Gene Ontology annotation, cellular component: endoplasmic reticulum. The record is from RefSeq and is a predicted model, not a curated record.